Messenger RNA from Neurospora hispaniola, 884 nucleotides. RefSeq lists its product as uncharacterized. The record is from RefSeq and is a predicted model, not a curated record. The transcript has a single exon. The coding region runs from base 411 to 728 and encodes 105 amino acids. Lineage: Eukaryota; Fungi; Ascomycota; Sordariomycetes; Sordariales; Sordariaceae.
GCACUCGACACUCAAUAGCUGAGCGUUCAUUCCCAAAGUGCUGUUUUGUUCUUGAGACCUACCUCAAUUCGCUUCGUCUCCGUCACUUGGCGCAUUCCUCUUACCAUGGCACCAUGUCUUAUUUUUAUUUCCAUACUGUCGUGGGCACUACCGGGUCAGCCAAGGUGCGAAGCCGUCAAAAGCUGACAAUCGCAACACCAAUGUUCUCCCAGCUCAUGGCGUCAAUCCCCAUGCCAAACUUUGGGCUGUUGUUCAGCUAAUGGGCGCUUGAUCUGCCUUACUUUAUCUCUGCCGUUUGCUUCCAGUAACCUCGCGUCGUUUCCACAUGCACCUGGUUCAGCCAAAUUCACAACAUCAACACCAUCCUGCUCGCGCACCGAGAAACGCUCCAGCACUUUGGGUGGUGUUAGAUGAUGGCAUCUCGGAAAACCGACGAUGCAGCCUGGGUCAAGAUGUUCGGGCAAGAUCAAAAGCUGUCGUGUCUUCCACAGCUGAAAGACUUGAGAUAUCUGAAGCUGUCAGACAUGUUCGUCUACACCCGUCAGCAGCACGUGGAUCGAUACCCGCGUGCUGCGAGGGACGGUGUGUAUCCGGCUGUGCGGGAUCUUCACGGUUAUCGGGCGGUACUCCCACAUAAUCUGACAGAACUGGGGGCACCGCCGAAGCUGCGUCCGGUUUAUGUGGGGGGACAUUUACCGACUGAUCGGUAUAUGAGGAUUGACCUUUGAUGGUGUUCGUGGGAACAAUAGCGAGAACCAAGGACUUGGGUUUCUGUGUUGCCUGAGGUGAGAUAGCGCUGCAUUUUCAGACGGGAGGCGAGUGAGUGGUCUGUAACUUUACAAGGUAGAAGUAGUACCUUAUCCUCACACCGUAUAGCUGUUCCU